AUGUCAGAAUCAAGUUUGGAUUUGUUGCGCAUUCAGGAGCAUCCCAUUCGAGUUGAGGAGGCAAUUCAAUUUGUUACAGCACCUACCACAGGCGGCACUUCUGUUUUUGUUGGUACAACACGAGAUACGUUCGACGGCAAGAGAGUGGUUCAACUGGAAUAUGAAGCGUAUGAAGAGAUGGCCAUCAAGGAAAUGCAUCGUGUUUGUGAGAUGAUUAGAGAGAAGUUUCCGAGUGUACGUCGCGCAGCAAUUAUUCAUCGAACAGGAGUAGUUCCGGUUGGCGAAUCAUCGGUGGUGAUUGCGGUAAGUGCACCGCAUCGACGGGACGCCAUACGUGGCAAUGAAAUGGCAAUUGAUCUGCUCAAAAGACGGGUACCAAUCUGGAAAAAGGUCUCAUCAGAAUUGUUCACUUGCUUCCAUCAGAACGGUUAG
This is a messenger RNA of Anisakis simplex (herring worm), 432 nucleotides long. The record is from the annotation of a GenBank genome assembly. NCBI's taxonomy places the organism in Eukaryota, Metazoa, Nematoda, Chromadorea, Rhabditida, Anisakidae.